AUGCACGGGCGACCCCGCAAAGCCCCGACAAGAGAAGAUGAAGCAGCUUCAGCAGCCAAGGGGAAAAACCUUGGCUUCCUCCAGUCUCAACUCCUAUACAACCACCACAAGAACAUUUAUAACGAGGAAGCUCUCGACCUCAGUGCCAAAACCCUCCAGAUAAACCCCGACUUGUACACCGCUUGGAACUACAGAAAGCUAGCUGUCCAACACAAACUCGCUGCUUCGCACCCAGAUUUCAACUCCAUAUUCGACCCAGAACUUAGACUGGUAGAGAGUGCGUUGAGAACGAAUCCUAAAGCCUACGGAGCGUGGUAUCAUCGUGAAUGGGUGCUAAGGAGGCUAAGCAAGGCUCAUUCUUCUUCUUCUUCUUCUUAUUUGAAUGAUUAUUUAGACCACGAACUCCAGCUUCUAGAAACAUUGCUCAAGCAUGAUUCCCGUAAUUUCCAUGCUUGGAAUCACCGCAGAUUUGUAGCUGCAUUAUUCAAUACAUCAGACCAAGAGGAGUUGAAGUUUACCAACGAAAUGAUACAAGAUAAGCAGGACAAUUUGAGCAAUUACUCAAUGUGGCACCAUCGUAGAGUACUUCUGUCUGGUUUGCUGAAGAAAAAGGCUCAAGGAUUUUCCUCAAAAGAGAAGGUUUUGCGUGAUGAGUAUGAGCUUGUGGAUGGUGCUAUUGUCGCAGGUACAGAAGAUCAAAGUGGUUGGUUUUAUCAUCUUUCACUUCUUGAGCAAACAGUGAACAUGGAUGCUCCUUUUCUUGUUUCUUCUUGGCCUUCCCAUGGAUCUCAUGUCCUUCUAUCGAGAAAUAGGUGCUCAGAUGACUGUUCUUUGUCUCAGUUUGACAGCUUCCAUUCCAGUUCAGGAACAUUUCCACUGAUACUGUAUUUUUCUGAAGAUGUUCAAGGUGUAAAUUCAUCGACAAUAACCAUUGAAUCUUCGUUUUGCACAAAAAAUAAUCUGCACUGGACUCCGCUUAUGCAAAAUAGAUCCCAGUUUUCCCAAGCUUGGGUUACUCAUAUUAUAUUUCCAGGGGCAAGACCUCAUUCUUCUGAACCUUAUCUGCUGGAAAUUAGCGUUGGACAGUCUCAGGGCAUCAUUUCUCGAAACGGCUUUCCUUAUAGCCAUCUGACACAAUUUAACUUCAAAGUGCGUCUAUGCCUGGGUGAAACUGAACGAGGUGAAGUUGAAGACCUGGAUGGGGAUAUAAUUUUGUGGAAGGAUGAAAAUUUUCAUGCACUCCAAACAGAAUCUCAGGAGCCACAUGAAGCAGUUUCUUUUGAUCAGCUAAUUAUUAAUGAUGUUCAUGAGCCAAACACUUCAAAUUGGCGUGCAGCAAUUGUUUCUAAUGAAAUAGAUUUCUUCCAAACCUUAUUAUUCUGUAAAAUUGGAAUUCUGACGCUUGCAAGAUUGUUGACAGCUAAAAAUGUUCUUUUGUCCCAAUGUACGAACAAAACAGUCCAUUCCAAAGUUCUUGAACUUUAUAAAGACUUAAUAAAGUUGGAUCCGUUGCAUUCUCAGUAUUACAAAGAUCAGCACAGCUUAGUUUUCCUGCAGGAGGUAACUUCCAACAGGGAGUCUCUGCAGAGACACUGCUGUAGUUAUAAAAACUUUGCUUCUGCAAGCAUUGGUAAUUAUAAAUGUGUACGACUAAAUAAUAUAUCCUUAUCACGAAUGGGGUCUGUUGAGAAAUUAUUGUGGGUUAGCAUGCUAGACCUCAGCCACAAUGAACUUUGUUCUAUUGAAGGAUUGGAGGCCAUGCAGCUUCUGUCUUGCUUAAAUCUGAGUGUCAACAAAUUCAGUGGUUUUUCUGCCCUGGGACCUUUGAGGCUGCUGAAGUCACUAGAAGUUCUGAAUAUCUCUUACAAUGAGAUAGGUUUACACACUACUGACACUACAAGAUAUCUCUGUUCAUCUCCUCUUUCUCACACAGAAGAAACUAGUUGGAACUGUGAUGAAAUUAUGCCUGGGGGUGUCAGUGUGAUGAAUUAUUGGGAAGCUUUUCUGAUUUUUAAAAGCUUGAGGUUGACGCAAUUAGACAUUGCUGGGAAUGCAAUUGCUGGUGAAAAUUUCAAGUCAUUUUUGGUGAAGGUAGUUCCUUCACUUCAGUGGCUGGAUGGUGAUAAAUUGCGUUAA
Prunus armeniaca (apricot) is the source of this 2136-nucleotide messenger RNA. Lineage: Eukaryota; Viridiplantae; Streptophyta; Magnoliopsida; Rosales; Rosaceae. The record is from the annotation of a GenBank genome assembly.